Catharus ustulatus (Swainson's thrush) is the source of this 7647-nucleotide messenger RNA. It is a transcript of the gene MANBA, whose product is annotated as mannosidase beta. Gene Ontology annotation, biological process: carbohydrate metabolic process; glycoprotein catabolic process. Gene Ontology annotation, molecular function: beta-mannosidase activity. Lineage: Eukaryota; Metazoa; Chordata; Aves; Passeriformes; Turdidae. The record is from RefSeq and is a predicted model, not a curated record. The coding region runs from base 1 to 2646 and encodes 881 amino acids. The transcript is spliced from 18 exons.
AUGGGCCCCGCCGCGCUGGUGCUGCCGGUGCUGCUGUUGCCGCUGGCGGUGGCCGCGGGCGGCCCGGAGGUGCGCAGCCUGCGGGGGAGCUGGCAGCUCCGCAGCGGGAAUGGCUCGGUGUCGCUCCGUGCAGAGGUGCCGGGCUGCGUUCACACCGCGCUGCUCUGCCGGGGCCUCAUCCAGGAUCCGUACUAUAGAUUUAAUGAUGUAACGUACAGAUGGAUCUCACUAGAUAACUGGACUUACAGCAGGACAUUCAAAACUCCUUUUGACGUCAGAAAAUGGCAGAAAGUGAAUUUGGUUUUUGAGGGAGUGGAUACAGUAGCACAGAUCCUGCUCAACAAUGUCACUCUCGGGAGAACAGACAACAUGUUCAACAGAUAUAGCUUUGAUAUUACCAGCGUGAUCCAGGAGGUCAAUUUUGUUGAAGUCCGUUUCUUGUCAGCCGUUUCAUAUGCAGCAGAACAGAGCAGAUGUCACAAAGCACACAGCAUCCCCCCGGCGUGCCCUCCACCUGUGCAGAAAGGAGAGUGCCACGUUAAUUUCAUCAGAAAGGAGCAAUGUUCAUUUAGUUGGGAUUGGGGCCCUUCUUUUCCCACUCAGGGAAUCUGGAAAGAUGUUAGGAUUGAGGCCUAUAACCAUUAUCACCUGAUUUACUUUUCUGUAACUCCUUUUUUUGCAAAGAGUGCUCAGCAGUGGUAUCUUGAAGUUGAGUCUAUUUUUGACGUAGUCAGCUCCAAGCCAAUUGCAGGUCUUGUGACUGUGAAUAUUCCCAAGUUACAAACGCAGCAAACGUUCAGUGUGAAACUUCAACCUGGAGAAGGCAGCAUUGUGCUGCUUGUAAACAUCAACAAGAGUGCUGCAGUGGAGGCUUGGUGGCCAAAUGGGCAUGGAAAGCAAACUGGAUACAAGAUGACAACAACUUUUAUGAUGGAGGCAGGAUGCCAGAUUGAGAAGUUUUCAAAGGUUUAUUUUCGGACAGUAGAACUUGUUCAGGAGCCUAUUCCUGGCUCACCAGGUCUGAGUUUCUACUUCAGAAUCAAUGGCCGACCCAUUUUUAUUAAGGGCUCAAACUGGAUUCCAGCAGAUUCUUUCCAGGACAGAGUGACCUAUGACACGCUAAGGCUACUCUUGAAGUCUGCAGCAGAUGCUAACAUGAAUGCCCUGCGGGUUUGGGGAGGAGGAGUAUAUGAACAAGAUGAAUUUUACGAUAUUUGUGAUGAAAUAGGAAUAAUGAUUUGGCAGGAUUUUAUGUUUGCCUGUGCACUGUAUCCAACCAACCAGAAUUAUUUAGAAUCUGUAAGAGCAGAAGUUUCUCAUCAGGUACGACGUUUAAAAUCUCAUCCAUCAAUUAUUCUGUGGAGUGGUAACAAUGAAAAUGAAGCAGCAAUUGCAAGCAACUGGUUCUCCAUACCUUCUCCUGACAUAGGAGUCUAUAUCAAAGACUACGUGACCCUUUAUGUGAAGAACAUACGUGAAAUAGUUCUUAGUGAAGAUAAGAGUCGUCCUUUUGUUGCAUCCAGUCCCACCAAUGGCUUGGAGUCGGUUAAAGAAGGCUGGCUCUCCCAGAAUCCUUAUGACACCCAUUAUGGUGACACACACUUUUAUGACUACAGCAGUGACUGCUGGAACUGGACAGUGUAUCCUAAAACUCGUUUUGCUUCAGAGUAUGGCUUUCAAUCCUGGCCUUCCUUCAGUACAAUUGAAAAGGUUUCCUCCCCUGAGGACUGGUCCUACACAAGCAAUUUCUCUCUCCAUCGGCAGCACCACGAUGGUGGCAAUAUUCAGAUGCUUCAAGAGAUUGGGCGUCAUUUCAAGCUUCCCCAGAACCCAGAUCCUGUAAAGAAGUUCAAAGAUAUGAUUUACCUCACUCAGGUGAUGCAGGCUCAGUGUAUAAAGACAGAAACAGAAUUCUAUCGUUUUAGUCAAAGUGAAAUAAUCAAUGGAGAAGGACACACAAUGGGAGCUCUGUACUGGCAGCUCAAUGACAUUUGGCAGGCUCCUUCAUGGGCUUCCUUGGAGUAUGGUGGUAAGUGGAAACUGCUCCAUUAUUUUGCCCAGAACUUCUUUGCACCACUGCUGCCUGUGGCCUAUGAAGAUAAAGGGGUGUUGCACAUUUACGGUAUCUCAGAUCUUCAUGAGGACCACAAGCUGACUUUGAGGGUUCUUGUGCAUGCCUGGAGCUCUUUGGAGCCUGUCUGCACCCUUGACGAAGAAGGUGUGAUUGCUAAAGCACAGAGUGCUGUCCCCAUCUACAAGGAGUCCAUCAGUGACCUUCUGGAAAGAUGCAGAAAUUGUACCAGGAAAAGCUGUGUUAUUACUUUCUCUCUUGUGGGAGAAGAUGGGCUCCAGAGUCCUACAAACCAUUACUUCCUUUCAUCAUUCAAGGAUGCUGUGGGAUUAGAAAAGACCCAGCUUAGUGUCUCUGUAUCCCAACAAGAUGAUACUUAUAUUUUUGUUCUUCAGACCACUGCAAUUGCUCCUUUUGUUACUCUGGAUGUAGGGAGUAUAAAAGGCAGAUUUAGUGAUAAUGGUUUCCUCAUGACUGAAAAGAAGAAAGUGAUUGUGUUUUAUCCUUGGGAACCUACCAGUGUUGAAGAGCUAGAAAGUUCACUCAUCUUGACCUCUCUACUGGACAUUGUCUGAGACUACUUCAUUUCCUUCUAGAUAAUGAGUGAAACAGGAGAAAAGAAAACGAGAAGAAUUUGACUGAAGCUGAAGUGACAUACACUUUGAGCUGGCUGAAGAACAUACUGUCUAUUCCUGUCAUGUGAAUUUUAACUGCUGGUUCAAUGUAAAGAUCCCAACAGCAAAGCUUGCAUAUAAUAUAUGUGGUGUAUUGAAAGCACAUCCAUAUUUUUUCCUAGUUUCACUAUGCUGUAAGUGGUAAUUCAUUUUAGGAUAACAGCAAGGUAUGCUGGGGCAUUCCAAGGGAGAAGGAGGGAGUGAAGCUGGGACUACCCCCAGUAGGCCACCGAGCCACUCAAUGGGCAGGUUGCUAAGCAUUUGGCUUCUCUGUCAGACAUGGUUUGAAACGCAGCUGGGAUCUUGCUGGAGUUCCGCAAGGAUACUCUGUCCACCCAAGCAAAUAAUAAUUUUCCUGCAAAGCAGAAUCAGCUCCAGUAGGGUGGAGUUUGAGCGAGCUCUGCCACUGAUGUCCAUCAGUGUCUUAAAAGCAGCACGUGGGCGAUACCUGCUGGAGAUGUGGGGGUUCGGAGCACAUGCCGGAGCAGUUGUGUGUUCCAUUGGAGAACUCAGGCUGGGGGUGGAUUUCAGUUGUGAUUGCACUUCUGAUGGGCAGAGAGAUGGGCAUGUUGACUGAUGCUUUGAUGUUAACCAAAAUACUCCUGAGCAAGAGGAAGAACUUACAGAUAAAAGGGAAAUGAUAAGUGAGAGUUCCUUACAAAUGCUUUAUUGGGUCACCAAAAUAACUAACUGCAGUUGCAUCUGGUUCAAAACUAGUCCUACCUGAAAGAAGACAUGGAAACAAUCAAAAUAUGGAUGUGUAUGUGUAUAAAUUUUGUAAAAAAAAUAGGUAAAAAUUAGAGUCAUGAGUAAAACUUAGCAAAUGCAGGCAUUGACAAAGGAAAUUAAAAAGUUGUUCUGAGAGGUGUCAUGGGCCAACAAUACCAAAAAAAUUCUUCAGUUUUUUUGGUGACCUGGAAUGAAAGCAGCAAUAAGGUCAAUAUAAGGUAAGAAUGAAAAAAUGUGGAGAAAAUAUGAUCAAUAUGUACUGCUGCAGUGUAUUAAGAAAAGGACAAGUCUCUUGGCGUCUUUCUUGUACAUUGAUGGAGAGACGUCUCUUCUAGCAACAUCUGGCUAGAAUUUCAAAAUAGUACUUAAUAGUGUUAAAUAAAUAGAACUUUGGAGUAAUCACUUGUAUAAGAUAAUCAAGAGGCCUGUCUGGAGGUCAGUGAUAUUUGUUCAUCUCAGCAUCUGAGUGGAGUUUGAGAUACGUAGAAAAGAGCUGAUUAAAAAGUGAUGAAGUGGCUGUGCAAAUGAAGUCUACCAGCACAGCUAUACAUAACAGCAUUCUGUUAUUUAUUUCCUUGUUGUUUUCUGCAAUUCCCAGAUUGACAUAGCAAGGUUUGGGCAAUUUUUAAAAUUAUUGCUGUUUUUGAAGGUCAGGAGCUCCCUAAGGAGUAGCUCCAUUCUUUUUUGCUGAAAAUCUUUAAUUCAGCACUAGGUGCCAUUUUGAAACAUUAACAAUUGCUUAAGCCAAGUGCUUGAACCCCAGACAGAAUUUAAAGGGGAAGGUUGACUUCCAAUAUUGUUUUAAUAUCCUUAAUAUGUUGUUUUGGUUUCCUGGUGUUGUAGUAGGUGUGUAUUUAUAGAAGCUGUUCUCUCUCCAUGCAGCAGUGACUGUAAGGUGUGCUUUGAUUAACCAUUUCCCCUGGUACUGUCGCAGUGGCGUCCUGUGCUGCACUUGGUUACAUUGUUCUGCCUUUGUCUCAGAUCAGGGCAGAGAUAGGAAGGCAACACUCCUACCCUAUCAACACAUCCAUCUUGCCAGCUGAGUGUUGUUACAGCUUCAGCAGCACCUGUAUUGCCAGUUCUGUCUGAGGGGGGUUUGGCAGCAGGAGCAUUAGGAAAGGCAUUUGGUACAUAUCUUGGUGCUUGUCCUCAGUGUCAUUACAUUAUUUGUUGGGAGCAGCAGUAGAGGGGACUGGCCUGUCAGUGUUCUUCCAGGGUGCUGCCUUGCAGUAAUGUCUUGUUAAGGACCACUGAGUUUGUUUACUCCCAGGCCUGUCUGGGCUGUUCUCCACUGAUGGCAAAAGCAGCAGAGUGCCCCACACCCAUUACAAAUGCCCUUCCAGAACAGUUGAGAGCAGGUUUGGGAAGAACACUGUAUGGUAUUGGCUGAUCUGUUGUCCUAAAACCUUUCUCAGGCUGAGAUUUGGCUGUGAACACAUUUUGGGCUUGCACAGGCCAUUUUGAGCUUUAGAGGGCACCUUUUUGUUCAUACUUUCUGCCGCACAAGAUGAUUUAUUUUGCUCCAGUUUACUGGAGCAUGUCCUUGGAAGCUUUUUCACAUUCUGCAUCUUCUCCAGGAAAGAAGCAUGCGAAAGAAGCAUGCAAAUGUGCCUAAAAAUUGCUCUCCAAGGAAGUGUUCACAAUUUUCUGUCAGUCUUUCUUGUUACCUGCUCUUUGCAUACCUUGUGGUCUGGACAAACUUUUCUGCCUCAGAGGCACGUCUUUCUUCAGUACUUUUACUUCUAUUAGUUCCCUUUUGGUUUUGGGGAUGUGUAGCAGAGACCAUUUCAGUGACUUGAAACAGUGUCAGGAGCAGAGAAAUGGGCUAAUGAAUUUCUUGUUUUCAGUACACGAGAGCUGGGUUUUGAAGCUCACAAGCCAGCCUUUUUAUUGUCAGAAUUGCUGUUGUCUUACUCUCUUAGGGAACCAAGAACUCAUGGUUUGAAAUUUUCGGGACAGGUUGCAAUCUAAGAGUUGUGUUUACAUAACUUUGCUUUCCAGUCAGGUGUUACAGGGUGGCAAAACGAAAGCCCCAAAAUAAUUUAAUUAGUGUGUAAAACCAAAACUUAAAUUAAAAAGGCCGUCUCUGUAAGAAGUAGAGUCAGUCAAUAGAGGCCUUUAAGUACCUGAGCUAGUACUCUUCUGUGUUGUGCAUAUGGCAAAGGUGACUGGAUGGCUAAAAAAUCCUAUAGCAGUUAGGUUUAAAUGAGACCAUGGGAAGCCUCUGCAGCCUUGGAAGAACAUACUCCAGCCUGGCUCUAAUGGCUACUCAUAAUGCUGAACAGAGAAAAUCAGUUCCUUCGUGAUUAACUUGUGUUGUCUUUUGCUGUAGGAAUCUUUUGAAGCCAGUAAAAGUUUGGACUGCACCAUUGGCCAUUACUCUAGAACUGUUUUAUUUCAAGACAUGAUCAUCCAGAAACACCAGAAGCUGUGGGUGGUGGGUGAGUACUGAGCCCUGCACACUGAGCUAGCAAGUGGGCACCACCAUUCCUGUCCCUGUACCUGGGGGAAGCAAGGAGAACGUAUCUUUUUUCUUAAAUGUAUGAAAAAGGCAUUUUACUUUCCCAGGCAAGGGAGAAAAGACAGUUCAUACACCACUACAUGUAGGUAAGAUUCUUAUCCUUCCUGCAGUUAGUCCACAGAAUCUCAGAAUGCUGCUAGAGCUCCCACUUACCAGUGAUUUCAAGUUUUUAAAUACAUGUCAAGAUGAUUCCAGGAAAUGUACAACUGUAGCAGCCAAUCUAAAAUCAAGGGCAGUUUAACUUUCUGAAUAAUUCAUUUCACAUCAAAUGUAGAGAAGAUCUGAAGGGAUCUGCUGUCACAACUUGUUGCAUUCCAUAAGUAUGAUGUUUAUUGCUGCAGUAGAGUAGCAGAACAACUGAGCGAGCUCUAUUCCAGUGCACCUGCAGAUUAAGUUUGGAGGUUUCUCUCUAUAAACCAGAUGUAGACAGAUGCUCUCGGUAGUAUUUUUCUAUCUCUUAACAAAGGGGAAAAAACCUAAAAGGAUUAAAUCCUUUUUUAUUAAAUACACUGAAACUAAGAAGCUGCCAGACUGUCACUUAAGGCACUGCAAUACAGAGGGCCUAGGGGACCUGCUGUGCAUGAUCACUAACCUGAUAAACAGCUGUUAUGCAACGUCUCAUGAAGCAUCAUGAACUGCUUUAAGGAAAUACAGAUCCAGGUGUCUCCUAGUAGGUUAAAAGCAGAUCUGGUCAGAACUAAAGCUAAAAGGUGUGAAUAACAACCAGGGUGCCUUGGUGAUCUGCAAGAUUGUAGAAACCUCAGUAAAAAUCUCUGCCAGCCCCCUGAGUUGUGCUGAAAAUUCUGUGUAAGCAGAAGGUGAACAGCAGCUCUCCUAGUGCUCAAAAUGUUCCUCUACUUCUGGAAUAUGAGAACCUUUGCCUCUUUCUAUUAGAGCUGGAAUACAAAGAGAACACCGGAGAAGUACAUUAAUUGAACAAAAAUCUAUAUGCCUUAGACACUGCCUAGAUGAAGGUUAUACAUACAAGAACUGAAAAGAAAGAAUGGCACUUUUACCAAAUCUUCUCUGGAAGUAAUUAACAUUCUCAAUAAUUCAGCUGGAUUAUAAAAUUACUUCGCAAGGUUUUUUUCAUUACUCAUAGUUAUAAUUAUUUACAACGACUACCAGUUUAAACAUAACCAUUCUCAGGGUUUAUCUUGAUUCAUUUUCUCAGGAGUGACACCCACGUUACUGAAAACUGAGCGGAGCUAAGAACCACCCUGUCAAUGCUCCAUCUUUCUGCCACAAAAAUUGGCUAGAAAUUUAUUUUUGAGACAAACAUUGGAAGAGCUUUCAUCAAGUAAGUCACCCCGAAAUAGGAACAAGUCAGUAGCAUCUAUCAGCUGUACAGGAUCCACAGAAGGAGUGCCUGACUGCAAGAGCUGAAACUGAAGGUAGAAUGUGGGAUCAAUGUGACUAAACCAGUGGUGGUAUCUUAAGAGUUCAGUCUUGUUUUUCUAAACAAACAUCUUAAAAUAAAUUAUGUGAUGCCCUCCAUUCAUUUUGCAGAGGGAGUAGAACCCCUCUUACCCUUCAACAUGAAUCUAAAGGGGCAAUAUGUGUACAAGCCAUUUUUGGAUGGGUGUGAAGGUUUAUUCCAUGACUGACCAAACAGUUUUCUAUAGAGAAUAAACUGCAAUGUUAGACUGAAA